GAAAAAAGAGAGCCAGGCAGAGGCAGACCAGAGCUCCUGCCAUUUAUAUUUAACGGAUCUUUCUUGCCCUUUUUGCUGUUUCCUCCUCGUGACCUACUCUGUUCCUCCUUCUCUUCCUUGUGCUUAAAAGACUUUCUUCUUUUUAUCUCUUCAUUUGUUUCUCUUUUAUUUCCUCAGCUCAAAUCUUACUCUUAUUGGCUAACUAUCCUCUCUCCUAUAUAUUUUUGCUCCUCCUUUCCAUUCCCUUUGCCCGAAGCCUAGGCAACCUGCAUAAAUGGGCUUCUUCUAGGGUUUUGUAAUUCCCUUUGUUUCCUAGGUGAAACAUUAGUCUUGGGAAAAGGAAAAAGAAUAUGCUUGUUGCUUAGAAUUCUGUUGUUUAUUUGUUUAGUUUACACUGUGGAGUGGUUUUGAGGGGUUUUUGAAUUCUUCUUCGGAAUUGGAUUCCUGUUUUGAAAAAAAGAAAAAAAAUGGUAUGGUAUAUUCCCUUUCAGUUCUGCCUAUAGAUAUUUCUUUAAUUGGGGUUCAGUGUCCUAGGGUGUUCAUGUUUACUACUUCAAUUCAUAAAGGUUUUGGCUUUUUCCUCUUUUUAUAAUCCAGGAACCUUUGACUCUUGUGCUUCCAGGGGGUUUAGGGUUUUGCACCUUUUUCAAGGGGCAUAAUUUCUUUUCCAAUUCAGGAACCAACAAAGAGUGAAAAUUUUAGCUGUUUUUGCAAUCGAGCCUUAAGAAUUUUCUCCCCCAAAGAACGAUGGCUCCUCAAAUGGGUUUCCCUUGAAUUCCCGAGAUGUCUUCGUGUUUAAGCGGAGGCGGCAGGACCUAUGCAUUAGACCUUGAAAUAAUAAAAUCUCCAUCCUCUUCAACCAGAACUUCUCACACAUCUUCUUCACCUUCUUCAACUCUCUCUGAGUCCGGCAAUUCCCCCCUUGCAAUCUCCACUCGGAAACCACGAACCCCUCGAAAACGCCCCAACCAAACCUACAACGAAGCUGCAGCCCUCCUCUCCACUGCCUAUCCCAAUAUAUUUUCCUCCAAAAACCUUGCAAAGCCACGUAAAUUCACCAAGCCUCAGGACUCUUUCUUCCAUGAAUCGUCUGAAUUAUUGUUGCCUUUCCGUGUAAUUGACGACUCUGGUGUCUUGCUCCAGAAUCAGCCAAUCCGAGAAAAACCCAGUUGCCUAAUUGAGCCAAAAGUCGUGAAUUUUUGUGACAAGUCCUGGCAAAGUAGUAGCGGAGAAGUCAAUUCCCAUGGAGGAGGAGGUUCCAUGGAAAUGAGAUUCAGCACUGAAUUCCAGGAAGAUUUCGACGCAGAGUCGAUUCUUGAUGAGGAAAUCGAGGGAGGUAUUGAUAGCAUUAUGGGGAACCUUAGCGUCAAUCAGGAGACAUUGGAUGAGUCCAAUGGCACAUAUCACGGUGCCCAAAUCAGCCAAAUUGGUUCAUGCUAUGGGAAUCCCAUGGGAUUAGGAUUUGGCGCGAAAUUUGAAUUUGGGUUGGGGUUCGGAUUAAGGAGGGGAGUAAGAGCAUUGAGACAUGUUAAUGAGGGGAAUUGGUGGAAUUUUUCUACUGUAGAUGUGCUACAAAUCUCACCAAAAACUAACACCAAGGUCAGCAGAGCAGAGAAAAAGAAAAAGAAGGUGGAGAAACCAAUUGUUGUGACGGAGGCGAAGGGUUCGGCAAUGCCUAAAGAAAAUCCGAAGCCAAAUCCAAAUGCAGGGUUGCAAUUGAAAUUGAAUUACGAUGACGUAGUGAAUGCCUGGUCAGACCGUGGCUCGCCCUUCGCCGAGGAAUCUCCAGGGCCUGAAGUUGCUGGAAAUGAUGUCUAUGCCAGGCUGGCGCAGAUCGAUUUAUUCUCGGACGGUGGAGGGGUGAGAGAGGCUAGCGUGCUUCGCUACAAAGAGAAGCGGCGUACGCGCCUCUUCUCUAAGAAGAUCAGGUAUCAAGUCAGAAAGGUCAAUGCUGAUAGACGGCCCAGAAUGAAGGGGCGAUUUGUAAGAAGGCCAAAUUCUGGAGAAAGGUAAAAGGAAUGGGGACGGAAAGAAAUCAAAGAAGAAAUGCUUUAGCGUCUUUUUUUCUUUUUUUUUUUCUCAUUUUGUUAAACCUUUUGCCUUACACUUGAAAACUUAGAAGUUAAGGAGAUGAAGACUACUAGUUCAAGAAGAGGAAUGUAGAGAAAUAGGCCAACAAGGUUUUUGCCUGCCUUCUUAUUCUUUGUUUUCUAGUCUUUGGAUAACGCUUUUGUUUUUCUUUUUUUCUUUUUUUGUUAAAAAAAGGGUUUGGUUGAAGUCGAUAGUAGCACCUACAAGAGAUACUGUUAAUUGAAUACUUGAAUUCAAUAAUGAUAACCUAAUUGCCUUUC
Theobroma cacao (cacao) is the source of this 2351-nucleotide messenger RNA. It is a transcript of the gene CIA2, whose product is annotated as chloroplast import apparatus 2. Gene Ontology annotation, molecular function: protein binding. The record is from RefSeq and is a predicted model, not a curated record. Gene Ontology annotation, biological process: regulation of DNA-templated transcription. NCBI's taxonomy places the organism in Eukaryota, Viridiplantae, Streptophyta, Magnoliopsida, Malvales, Malvaceae. Gene Ontology annotation, cellular component: nucleus.